Molecule: messenger RNA, 705 nt
Organism: Chenopodium quinoa (quinoa)
Lineage: Eukaryota; Viridiplantae; Streptophyta; Magnoliopsida; Caryophyllales; Amaranthaceae
Exons: 2
Coding region: 1-705 (234 amino acids)
Source: RefSeq, a predicted model, not a curated record
AUGGAAGAUAUAGUCUUUGGCAAAGUUGCAGCUAUGGUAUAUGUUGUGGAGUUUCAAAAGAGGGGCCUGCCCCAUGCUCACUUCCUGAUUAUCUUAGAAGAUGCAUACAAUUUAAAGGGACCUUCUGAUUAUGACAAAUUCGUUACUGCAGAAAUCCCUUCACUUGAAUGUCCUCAGUUACGCAAAAUUGUUCUUGGCCAUAUGAUGCAUGGUCCAUGCGGCAUUUUAAAUCCUAAAUGUACAUGCAUGAUAAAAGAACAUGGCAGUGAAGUUAUCUGUAAGUACAGCUACCCUAAGCCAUAUUUAGAAGAGACCACGACAAAUGAAGAUGGUUUUCCAAUUCUGCUCCACCAUUCAAGCGGUCAAAUACCUGUACAAGUAUGUGUACAAGGUCAUGACCGUGUCUCUUUCAAUGUUGUUGGCCAACAAAAUCAAGGUGUUUAUGAGAUUAAUGAUUUCCAGUCUGGUAGAUGGGUUUCACCAUGUGAGGCAGCUUGGAGAAUUUUUGGGUUUGACCUCUUUGAGAUGACUCCUUCUGUGCAGCUUCUUCCAGUCCACUUGCCAAAUAUGCAAACUAUUUAUAUGAGGUCUCAUGAGCAACUAAAUGUUGUUGUACAAGAUGAAAAGAGAAGCACUACUGCCUUGACAGAAUUCUUAAGACUAAAUGCAACCAUCCCUGGAGGCACAAGAUAUCGGUAUACAUAA